ACGAUCUCUUUAAAAAAAAAAAAGAUCGGUUCAGAAUUUAUUAAAGUAAAUUUAACAAAAUAAAGUAAUUGGCUUUAUUUACCUAUGAGAGUCAGUGUGGUCCGGACCAUCUCUUCUUCCCUUUGCUUCUUCUUCUCGACAUUACAACGCGACGAAGAUUCUUGUUUCAGACAGGAGCUUUUUGUCCAAUUGCAAUCCCUUUAAUGUGCAAAAACCCAAGUCGAUUUUAAGUAGCUGUUAGUGCGGGAGAAGAAAAAUGACGACAACUAUUGGGUCUAAUUCUAAUCACAACAACCGCUCUGACGAUGGUUCUGUAACCAACAACAACAAUAACCCUAGUAAUAGGUCCUGGGGCACGGUGGUUUCAGCUCAAUCCGUAUCCACUAGUGAAAGUAUGGGCUCGCCCUCGAGCAAGAGCGAGCAAACCACCACCGUGGCUACUACAUCUGCUACCGACAGUGCCUUUAUACAGCUGAAUAAUUUGGAUAUUCAGGGUGACGAUGCUGCUUCUCAAGGACCUGCUUCUGGUGUCAAGAAGAAGAAGAGAGGACAGCGUGCGACUGGUCCUGAUAAAACUGGAAGAGGCCUACGUCAGUUUAGCAUGAAAGUUUGUGAAAAGGUUGAAAGCAAAGGAAGGACCACUUACAACGAGGUUGCGGACGAGCUUGUUGCUGAAUUUGCACUCCCAAAUAACGAUGGUACACCCCCUGAUCAGCAACAGUAUGAUGAGAAGAACAUAAGAAGAAGAGUAUACGACGCUCUCAACGUCCUCAUGGCUAUGGAUAUAAUAUCCAAGGAUAAAAAAGAGAUUCAGUGGAGAGGUCUUCCUCGUACAAGCCUAAGCGACAUUGAAGAAUUAAAGGCUGAAAGACUCUCACUCAGGAACAGAAUCGAAAAGAAAACAGCAUACGCCCAAGAGCUGGAAGAACAAUACGUAGGCCUUCAGAAUCUGAUACGGAGAAACGAACACUUAUACAGCUCUGGAAAUGCUCCUAGUGGCGGUGUUGCUCUUCCCUUUAUCCUCGUCCAGACUCGUCCUCAUGCGACCGUAGAAGUGGAAAUAUCAGAAGACAUGCAGCUCGUGCAUUUCGAUUUCAACAGCACUCCAUUCGAGCUCCACGACGAUAACUUUGUCCUCAAGACGAUGAAGUUUUGCGAGCAGCCGCCAUUUAACAACGCUCACAACAAUAACAGCCAACAAACUAAUAUUCUCAUGCUUGAAAACAAUACCGAAGGCAUUAGUACCGAUCCAGUGCCACCACCUCCGCCAGCGGAUAUGUACCAGUCUCAUCCUCAGCUGCAUGCUCAGCCACGUGUUAUUCCUACGCCUGUGACUAACAACGACGUCGCUCAGGCGACACCACCGCCUGUCUCGGUGAAGCCGGAGAAGUAAAACACAGCUGAAGCUCAACAGCCAUUGUACAAUAUCUGUAAAACUGUAGUUUUAUUAAGAAAGAAAAAAAAACUACCUGUUUUUUUUUUUGAUUUGACAAAGAGCUUAGCGGUAAAUUUGUACCGGUUUGGUAUACCAAAUCUAGGAUUGCUUUCUAAACCAGUUGGGUCUUGCGAAUUUGGUUUACAUGAUGCUUGGUUUUGUUCAA
This is a messenger RNA of Brassica napus (rape), 1601 nucleotides long. RefSeq names its product transcription factor-like protein DPB. The coding region runs from base 257 to 1393 and encodes 378 amino acids. Gene Ontology annotation, cellular component: transcription regulator complex; nucleus. The record is from RefSeq and is a predicted model, not a curated record. Lineage: Eukaryota; Viridiplantae; Streptophyta; Magnoliopsida; Brassicales; Brassicaceae. Gene Ontology annotation, biological process: regulation of cell cycle; regulation of transcription by RNA polymerase II. The transcript is spliced from 10 exons. Gene Ontology annotation, molecular function: DNA-binding transcription factor activity, RNA polymerase II-specific; RNA polymerase II transcription regulatory region sequence-specific DNA binding.